Molecule: messenger RNA, 596 nt
Organism: Amoebophrya sp. A25
Lineage: Eukaryota; Dinophyceae; Syndiniales; Amoebophryaceae
Source: the annotation of a GenBank genome assembly
AGCGCGGUUGCCUGGAAAUAUAGGCGAUUCAUUGGAUACCUUCAUGAAUUCAAAGCCUUCGAUUGACGUAAAUCGUCAUGUCUUGCGGAGGAAAGGAGGAGAACUACAGCCCAGCACAGGUGGACGCGGCUCAAGGUCUUCUAGCAUGAUGAACGCAUCAAGAACCUCUGAAGUUCACCAUGCUGACGCGCAUAACCAACAUCCACCUCCCGCUCCACCUACAAGUGGCGCUGCCGAACAAGAAGCAGCUCGCUACCAGAUGACGCGGACGCAACAGGAAAAAAGCAAGAAUGCACCACUGUCCAUUCAUGAGCAGUUCCUUGCUGCCAAUAAUUUGCCGAUGAUGCAGUCUAACUACAAGUCCUUUCGCGCACAUUCAGUGGAUAAGAUGUCUGAACAAGCGAGUAGGGGUAGGCAUGGAGGUAGGCAGAGAAGAGGUGGUGAAAGUAAUUAUUCUGGCGAUCAUGCAGAAGAGGAUGGCGCAUUCUCAGAAGUAGGGUCAUCGUCAUCAAGAGUAUUACAUCAAGAUGCUGACAGGAGAAUGAACUACAUGCACGAUAACAGUGGAGCAGCACUACUACCUCGUGACGCUGAUA